This is a messenger RNA of Drosophila miranda, 1157 nucleotides long. RefSeq lists its product as uncharacterized. The record is from RefSeq and is a predicted model, not a curated record. The coding region runs from base 208 to 681 and encodes 157 amino acids. Lineage: Eukaryota; Metazoa; Arthropoda; Insecta; Diptera; Drosophilidae. The transcript has 2 exons.
UCAGGAGACAAGGAAGCACAUUCACGUAUAAGAUUGUUGCUCCCGUACUCCACGAUUGUAGCUUGUUUUCCGCAUGCCUAUUUUAGAUUUUUGGUUCAACAGCUGGUUGGGAGCUGCAUUUGAAGUUAUAUUCUCGAUUGUCUCGAUUCCAUUAUAUUUGGUGAAGGCCUCGGCUGGCUUAAACAUUUGGUAACAAGCUCUGAGAUAAUGAACAUCAUAUUCGGAAUAUUGAGCUGCUUGAUGCUCCCCAUCCUGAUGGCCAGUGGUAAAAAGAGCUGUGACGUGGACGCGGAGGUUGAGGUUGGAAGAGGGUUCGCUUUCGAGUCCCUCAGGUUUCCCAAAAAAUAUCCGCCCGGCACCAGCUGCACGUUGCGAGCUGUAACCAAAUUGACUAAUGACACGUUGAGAAUGAGAUGUAUAAUUGACAUCCCCGAAGAUCCAGGAUGCCUCAAAAAUAGAUUCGUAGUCGAGAGAGACUACGGUGACGCGGCGCUGCUGGUUACGGCAGCUUACGGCAAGGAGGAAUUCACGGAUACUAGUUUCUGGCCACACCACAAAGCACAUAUACAUGCCAAACUAACUACUUCCGGGAAUAAAACGGGCAGAUUCUUUUGCUUAAUCACAGCCGAAAGUUUCCCAGAAGUAGACAUUGAUAACAAUCAAAACAUUAUUGGAAAAUAAUAUUUUAAUAAAAUAAAUCCGUCCUUCCGUCUCGAUGAGCGUACAUAUCUCGGAGAUUCAGUGUGGAGGCUACAGAGAUAUUACACGGUGGAAAGUAACGAAAUUUUCUCGCGUUCCCCCGCAAAUAGCAAAUAGACCGCAAAAGCGAAUAUCCGAAUGUAGCCGUUAAAUCGUCCACCUUGGAACUGCCUGGUCAGGCGGCAAUCUUUUUCUCUGAGGAUUGUCGGCUGACAGCCAACAGCCGAGAAAUCGAAUUAAAGUCAUUUCAAAUCAAAUUGAAUUUGUUUUGCCGCCUGUUAAAUGCUCUGUGGCCUGCACAGAAAGCAGACAGAAAGGCUAUAUCGACUCGCCUAUUGAUGCUGAUCAAGAAUAUAUGUACAUCAAUACGAAUCUGAGAUAUGUACCUCUAUACUCUUUGAGUACCGAAUAUCAAAAUAUAUAUUUUGCCGCAUGAAUGAGUCAAUAAAUACUGAUAA